AUGGAAGAGCUCCAAUACCAAUACGGUCGAUCCUCCAAUGGAGCUAGCACCAACCCAUAUGAUGUGAAAGUGAGAAGCAUGAACGACAACAAAAUGUGGGUAAGCAACAAUAACACGACCUCUUCAUCUUGGUAUUCUUACGAGGCACCUAAAGAACGUUACGUAACGACGAAGGUGACAAAGUCAAAGAAAACAGACUCGUGGUGGAAUAACCCUGAGAGGAAGAGAAAGCGAAGAGUGGCAAAAUACAAGCUUUACACAUCCGAAGGUAAAUUCAAGCAAUCUGUGAAGAAUGGAUUUCGCUGGUUAAAGAUCAAAUGCUUCAAGUUCGUAACCAAUUUCUAG
Molecule: messenger RNA, 345 nt
Organism: Gastrolobium bilobum
Lineage: Eukaryota; Viridiplantae; Streptophyta; Magnoliopsida; Fabales; Fabaceae
Exons: 1
Coding region: 1-345 (114 amino acids)
Source: RefSeq, a predicted model, not a curated record